UUCCGGGGCGGUGCUCGGGCGGUCCCCGGGCGGUUCCGGGGCGGUCCCGGGGCGGUGCCGUGGCCGGCCCGGUCGCGCCAUGGCCGCCGCUGCGGGGCUGGCGCUGCUGGCGGCGCUGCUGGCGGCGGCCGGGGCCGAGCGGGGCCGGAAGGUGUCCAUGGAGUACAACCCUGGCUGGAACAGCUCCUCUGUGAACCUGCUGCACGUGCGGGCGGUGGGGCCUGAGGACAGCCUGCACUACGUGUGGAGCAGCAUCGGGGCCCCUUCUGUGCUCUUGGUGGCCACCCAGAGCCCCAGCAGUGCCCUGAGGGUCAACUGGACCCAGCUGCUGUCACCCAAUCCUGCUGGAGCCAUCUGGAUCGAGCCUCCUGACAGCGUGGUCUAUUCCACGGCCGUGGUCUUCACCAAGCUGUUCGAGUUCAGCGAGGCCAAACCUUUGGGAGAGCUCUUCUACCCCACCUAUGACCUGUCAGAGUUCUCCUGGGACAGCCUCAACCACACCCUGAACCACACGGCGCUGACGGCCGAGCUCAGGGGGGUCCCGGCCACCGACCCCAGCGGUGCUUUCUCCAACGGCAGCCUGGCAUUCCGGGUGACAGCCUACGAAGGCAGUGGCCGUGCGGGCCCCCUGCCCAGCCUGCUGCACACGGCGGACAGCUCGCAGCUGGAGUUCGUCCUGGCCGGGGUGGCGCCCCGCGGGAACGGCUCCCGCUUCCUGCUCCAGCUGGCCACGGUGGAGCCGGCGGGGGCGGCGCGGCGCCUGCGGGCCCUGAGCUCCAUCGACGACGAGUACACGCCCAGCAUCUUCCAGGUGCUGUCCCUGCUCGCGGAGCCCCGGAACGGCAGCUCCCCGCUGGCUUUCCUGCAGUGGAAGGCCACGGCCUACGGCUCGCCCAGCCCGCGGCGCGAGGACGGCAUCCGCUGCCGGGCCGGGGGCCUGCGCCAGGCCAACGGGAGCCUGCCCGUGCCCGCCGUGCUGCGGGCCUACUUCGGGGACACCUUGGGCAGCAGCUGCACCGUCAGCGCCCUCAACGUGUCCUUUGGGGGCGAGGAGGGACAGGUGUACCAGGAGAAGAGGUACCUCAGCUGGUCGGUGCUGCUGGGCUUUGGGGAGCCCCCCCAGGACACCUUCUCCCCCCUGGUGAUCUCCAUCACGGCCGUGGCGCUGGGCACCCCGCUGGCCGUGCUGCUGCUGGGCAGCUGCCUGGUGCUGCUGGCACAGAGGAGACGCUACUCCGAGUACGAGCCCAUCAACUGAGGGGGCUGGGCCCCGGAGACCCCCGGGAUCCUCCUCCCCUCCCAUUCCUGGGUCCUCCCAUUCCCAGGAUUCCCGGAUUCCCCUCUCGGGAAUGGCUGUGGCUGCUGCCGCCCCCUCUGCGUCCCCUCUGCCCCCCCGAGGGGACCAGGGUGACACUUGCAGCUGCCCACCCCCACUGUGUCCUUCCCCCCGCUGCCACUCCUGCACUCCCUGCCCGGAUUUUUCCUGAUCCACGCAGCAAAGGGAAGCGAUGGGGGGAGCUUGGUCGGGAAAAUCCUUCUUCUGCUCCUCCUCUUCUUCCUCCUCCUUUUCCUUUUCUCCUUCUCUUCCUCCUCUUCUUCUUCUCCUCCUCCUCCUCCUUUUCCUCUUCUCCUUUUCUUCUCCUCCUCCUUUUCUUCU
This is a messenger RNA of Motacilla alba alba, 1657 nucleotides long. It is a transcript of the gene GLMP, whose product is annotated as glycosylated lysosomal membrane protein. NCBI's taxonomy places the organism in Eukaryota, Metazoa, Chordata, Aves, Passeriformes, Motacillidae. Gene Ontology annotation, cellular component: lysosome. The coding region runs from base 80 to 1258 and encodes 392 amino acids. The record is from RefSeq and is a predicted model, not a curated record. The transcript is spliced from 6 exons.